AGUUUCGCUUGUUCCUCUGUGGCUCAAGCAAAAGACCUGUGAGAAUGCCAUGGUGGCACUAACACUGAGGCCGCCUUGGGCGGCUUUGGUGCUAUGGGCGGCUUGGCUUCUGCCUUGCGCGCAGGCAGGCUGGGAGCUGGGAGCCCAAGGUGUCUCAUGUACAACUGUGUGUUCUGAUGCGGGUGGACUCACAUGCUCUGCCACUGGAAACCAACAACUGAACAGCAACUUCGAGUUUGACUAUGUCUUUGCGGAGCUGGUGACUGCAGGGCAAAUCCCUGCAGAGUAUGCCACGUGUGACUCCUAUCAAAACCUGGAGGAAUGGCUGGACGCACAACCGGGGACCUAUUUCGUGGAUCCCAACACGCUCUACGUGCCGCCGGUGUGCUUCCAAUAUUCCGCGGCGAGUACCUGCGCAGGGACCAAUACGGCAAUGCGGCGUAUUUGCUGCUGUUUGUCGAGUCCGGGAGCUGAUCUCUCUUCUGAGUGCUUCGUGCCCACCACGACCACCUCCACCGCCACGACGGAAACCACCACCAGUAUCACAUCCAUCACCUCUUCCACAACCCAGACCUCGACCAUCACCACAGAGACCACCCUCACCACCAGCUCGACGACAAGCAUAACGGCCACAACAACUGUGGUGACCACUAGUGCGACCACCACCGCGACCAGUGUGACCGAGACGACCACGAGUACCAGCGUCACCACCCUGACGGCGACCACCAGCUCCACCAGCAUGACCACCAGCUCCACCACGGUGACGACGGAGACCACGCUGACGGGCACCAGCACGAGCGUGACCACGACGCUUACCACGCAGACCUCGGUGACGUCGUCCUCGGUGACCACGACCUCGACCUCGGUGACUCAGAGCGCUACGAGCACCAGCUACACCAGCACCACCACCACGGUGACGUCUGGGGCCGUGACGCUGAUCUCGGAGAAUGUGUUAGCCGGCGAGAACCGGAUCCCGGUGUCGGACCGCACGGGCUUCUCCGAGGGUGACAUGAUCAAGAUCAAGCGUGACGUGGUCAAGAUCGAGAACAUCACCGAAGUGGGGGUCCGGCGCCUCGAGGGAGGACGGCGCCUGGCCACCGUGGCCUACCUGGAGGUGACGCCUCCCAUCUCCCAAGACUACGUGGCGGGCGAUUCGAUCUCGAACCUGGGGCCGGCAGAGAACUACGUGGGAAGCGAUCCCAUUACGUUCCACGGCGGUCAGAAGUACAAGUUCUGGCUACCGAAUCACCAGGAGUUCAUGUUGCUGGAGACCAACGAAGUGAAGGUCUUUGGUACAGUCUUCCCAGGAGUGAAGCCGGAUCAACAAUGGUUCGGAAACUUCCGGGUGGUCCUGUCUGAUCAGGCUCCAGUGGUUGAGGUGAACGUCAAGAGACCCACCUCGAACCAGACCAGUGGCACGCGCUGUGCCUCGCGGCGGAUGGAGUCGAUGGACGUCUUCCUGGGCAGAUCGAAGUCGGCCCUGCGCGAAGUGCAGCGUCGCCCCAUGGAGUUCACCGCAGGCGAGUCUGUGCGCUUUGCCAUUGACUGCCGAAAGCAGGACCGCCCGCUGCUGGCCUCUGCCAAGACGGAGUACAUCCACGUCGAAACUCCAUCGAUUGUCUUCUUGAUCGUGGCGGCUCACGCGGGCAACGAGUUCCCCGACGAUCCGAGGUUGCAGCUGAAGUACAUGCAUCUAGAUCUGCUGAUCCUCGAGAUGCCGCGGAAGCAUGAGUUCGGAGGCAUUCUUCCUGAGAUUUGGGACAUCAAGCCACGCUCGCCUCUGGUCACUGCGAUGCUUCAGCCGCCUGAGCCUGUGCAGGUGUGUGAGGCCAAGAUGCCCAACUGCGAUGCUUCAGCUCGAAGAAGCUGAGCGGAGCUUCUUCUCGGAGCUUCUCGGAACCGGCCCGUCGCUUUUGUGGAACGGUGCAGCACCCCGGGGCAGAUGGAGAGGACAAAGAGCCAUCGAUUUGAUCGAACGGAAGCUGUACCGAAAAAGAAGGUCCAUCCUGUUUCACAGCUGGAAGAGUUGCGAGAUGAUGCGACCAUUCAGCAACAGACGAAAG
This is a messenger RNA of Durusdinium trenchii, 2063 nucleotides long. NCBI's taxonomy places the organism in Eukaryota, Dinophyceae, Suessiales, Symbiodiniaceae. The record is from the annotation of a GenBank genome assembly.